AUGAGUGCCACACCGCAAAAGGCGGAGUUACCACAGCUUAGCCUGCCUGAUGGUGUUACAGUGUGGGAUGGGAAUGUGCUAGACGAUGCAAGGCGGAAUCAUAACUCUGAUGGAUGUGCUGAUCGCCUCAUGCAAACCAUUGACAUUUUGGGUCGGCGUAGUAAGGAGUCACAAGGCUUGAACACCGUAUUGACUUCUGUCAGUCGUCUGCGAGAGAACCGUCAGGCGCGGAUGUAUCUUCUUUGUCAUGGCGGCUAUGGUAUUGGUAUUUUGAAGAUGGGGGUGAAGAAGCUGUUCGUGACGCACCCUGCAUACCCGGCACUGGUGGAGAUUGACCCUUUGUGCGUGCUUGACUUUUUUGUAGACACCACCUCUCAGCGCUGCGGGUAUGGAAAGACGCUUUUUGAUGCCAUGCUUCAAAAUGAGGGUCUUAGCCCAGGGGAGGUAGCAAUUGACCGCCCAAGCGUGAAGUUCCUUGCGUUCCUGCGGAAGCACUACGGCCUGGUCGAGUACACGCCGCAGUCAAACAACUUUGUGGUGUUCCACAAGUACUUUGACAAGUGGCAGCCGCGGCGUGGGAGGGGCAGCUGGAGCGAGAGUGCCGCGCCCACUAUAUCGCCUGCGCGGCCACAGGGCGGCAACCUGAGGCCCUCCCCUGGCUGCCGGGGCACGACAGGGGCAGAUACCGCGCAUCUUUUGCCGCUGGCACAAUCAAGUUCACUUGGGCAUUCGGUGUGUCCAGAUUCAAGGGUGAAAACGGCGUAUGAGUUGCAGUAUGAGGAGUAUAUGCGGGAACAGGCGCAGCGGAAAGGGCAGGGUAACACAAAUGCUGGGACUGACACUCAACCGGUCUCAUCUUCGGAGGUUGCGGCGGCGACUUGUGGACAGAGGCGUCGUGUGUCACCUACCCGCAGUGGAGUCCCAUACAACAUUAUUAGCGGGGCUCCAGAGCACUGA
Molecule: messenger RNA, 957 nt
Organism: Trypanosoma rangeli
Lineage: Eukaryota; Euglenozoa; Kinetoplastea; Trypanosomatida; Trypanosomatidae
Exons: 1
Coding region: 1-957 (318 amino acids)
Biological process (GO): alpha-tubulin acetylation
Cellular component (GO): microtubule
Molecular function (GO): tubulin N-acetyltransferase activity
Source: RefSeq, a predicted model, not a curated record